Molecule: messenger RNA, 1611 nt
Organism: Eucalyptus grandis
Lineage: Eukaryota; Viridiplantae; Streptophyta; Magnoliopsida; Myrtales; Myrtaceae
Product: UDP-glycosyltransferase 72E2
Exons: 1
Coding region: 30-1508 (492 amino acids)
Molecular function (GO): UDP-glycosyltransferase activity
Source: RefSeq, a predicted model, not a curated record
UUCAACCCCAAAAUUACAUUUGUGUAGCCAUGGAAGUCGUCCCAACCAAAACCCACAUAGCCCUCCUAGCCAGCCCCGGCAUAGGACACCUCAUCCCGGUCCUCGAACUCGGCCGGCGCUUCGCCGUCCAACACCACUUCCUCGUCACCAUCUUCGUCGUGACCACCGAUGCCUCCGCUGCCCAGUCCCAGCUCCCCCAUUACUCCUCCUACAGAGACCUCCUCAACAUCGUCUUCCUCCCCCCGGUCGACGUCUCGGACCUAGCCACUGGCUCAAUGGCAAUCCUCUCACAACUGGUCCUCCUAAUGCGCCGAGCGAUGCCACACAUCCGCGCAGAGAUUGCUAAAUUGAAGCCAUGUCCCUCGGCCCUCAUUGUCGACCUCUUCGGGACCGAGGCUUUCGAGAUAGCCAACGAUUUCAGCAUGUUGAAGUACAUGUUCCAUACCACUAAUGCGUGGUUCCUUGCCCUAACACUAUAUUAUCCACAUCACAACGAGACCGACAAACACGACCACGUCUAUCUCCAUAAGCCGCUGAACAUCCCAGGAUGCACGCCGCUCGAGUACGAAGGCACGUUCGACUUAGACACGCGACCGGACGACCGGGUCCUUCACGAAGAUUAUGCGAAGAUGGGGCUCGAUAUGGCAAAGGUUGAUGGGAUCUUGGUGAACACAUGGGAGGGUUUGGAGCCCAGGACGUUGAAAGCACUGAGAGAUCCGAACUUGAUGGGACGGUUCAGCUCGGUCCCCGUCCACCCGGUCGGCCCAUUGAUUCGACCGGUCCAACCGGUUGAAAAUUUGGUCUGCAGGAGCAAAGUGCUCGAUUGGCUGGACUCGCAACCCGCCGGGUCGGUGCUUUAUGUGUCGUUCGGCAGCGGCGGGACCCUGUCAGCCAAUCAGCUCACCGAGCUGGCUUGGGGCUUGGAGCUGAGCGGGCAGAGAUUCGUUUGGGUGGUGCGGCCCCCCAUCGAGAGCACCGCGUUCGGGUCGUACUUCCGGCAGAAGGAGAGGACCGAGGACGGGACGCCAGAUUACCUCCCCGAUGGUUUCGUGAGUAGGACCCGUGAGAUGGGCCUCGUCGUGGAGAUGUGGGCCCCGCAGACCGAGGUCCUGGCCCAUGAGUCCGUUGGGGCAUUCCUUUCGCACUGCGGAUGGAACUCGACUCUGGAGAGCGUGGUCAACGGAGUGCCCAUGAUAUGCUGGCCCCUCUACGCGGAGCAGGGUAUGAACGCGGCCAUGCUCUCCGGCCACCUCGGCAUAGCCACUCGUUUGAAGGAGGCGGGGCCCGGCGCGGUGAUCGGGAGAGAAGAGAUCGAGAAGAUGAUAAGGAGGUCGAUGGAGAAGGACGAGGAGCCCGGGAAGUUGGUGAGGGCGAAUGUGCUGGAGCUCGAGCGGCAGGCGGAAGCGGCUCUCACCAAGGGUGGCUCGUCCCACGGCUCGCUCGAGCGGGUGGCUAAGGAGUGCAAAAUGGGCCUUACGGGCCUAAGAGAAAGGGCCUAUGGGGCUUAGCUUCCAUUCAAAAGCCUGUAAAGUAUGAUGUCGGUAUUACUAUGGGUGUUCGAUUUCCAGUUUGAUCUAAUGGAACUGGUCGCUUUUUUUUUCUCACUAUUUG